Melampsora larici-populina 98AG31 is the source of this 465-nucleotide messenger RNA. RefSeq lists its product as uncharacterized. NCBI's taxonomy places the organism in Eukaryota, Fungi, Basidiomycota, Pucciniomycetes, Pucciniales, Melampsoraceae. The annotation marks the transcript as partial. The record is from RefSeq and is a predicted model, not a curated record. The transcript has a single exon.
GGAACCAAUAAUCAAAACAAUCCCAGUGGCUAUGGCACAACAGGAUCCAAUAACCAAAACAAUCCCAGUGGCUAUGGCACAACAGGAUCCAAUAACCAAAACAAUCCCAGUGGCUAUGGCACAACAGGAACUAAUAAUCAAAACAAUCCCAGUGGCUAUGGCACAACAGGAUCCAAUAACCAAAACAAUCCCAGUGGCUAUGGCACAACAGGAUCCAAUAACCAAAACAAUCCCAGUGGCUAUGGCACAACAAGAUCCAAUAACCAAAACAAUCCCAGUGGCUAUGGCACAACAGGAUCCAAUAACCAAAACAAUCCCAGUGGCUAUGGCACAACAGGAUUCAAUAACCAAAACAAUCCCAGUGGCUAUGGCACAACAGGAUCCAAUAACCAAAACAAUCCCAGUGGCUAUGGCACAACAGGAUCUAAUAAUUCAAACAACCCCAGUGGUGCUUACGGUUCGGGA